Messenger RNA from Python bivittatus (Burmese python), 2259 nucleotides. The record is from RefSeq and is a predicted model, not a curated record. NCBI's taxonomy places the organism in Eukaryota, Metazoa, Chordata, Lepidosauria, Squamata, Pythonidae.
AUGGAAAAUGGAAAAGAUAAGAAAAUCAGAUGUGAUAUGAAAACUGAUCUGAAUUUACUCCUCGAAUGUCUUAAGUAUCAGAUGGACCAUCCAGCUUCUCAAAAAGAAGCCUUGGUUACUAUUUAUUCAGUUUGUCAACAAAACAGUGCUGCCUGUGAUUAUUUUAGAGAAAUAGGUGGCUUGAUGUUUGUGUGCAAUCUUGUGAAGUCACAAGUGCAGAGUUUGGUUAAGGAAGCUGCUUUAUUUACAUUAGGAGGUUUAGCUGAGAAUAACGUGUUCUGCCAGCAGAUGUUAUGCACAGCUGAAUUAUUUGAGGAUCUUCGUAUGUUUUUAACUAAUAAGGAUUCUAGUAUGAAUUUGAAAAGAAUGUCUGUAUAUGUCUUACUGGUGCUGGUUUCAAAUAAUAACAGUGGACAAACAUAUGUGAGAGAAUCUGGAUGCCUUGAUAUUCUCCUACAAUUAUUCAGAGCAAUUCCUUCAGAAUCUCACAUGAACCUUUUGGACCAUAAAAUUGAUCAGUAUCAUCUGUGGUCUUCUGUUUGUAGUACUCUUUGUGCAUGCGUCAACAAUCCUCAGAAUGAGGAAAAUCAGAAAGCUUGCAGUUUGGUUUUUCCACAUGCAAAAGACUGGCUACAAAGAUGUAUGAAGCCUGAGAUAGUUCGCCCAAUAUGUUCAUUCAUUGGGCUCACUGUUGUAAAUAAUUCAAGAAUGCAGAAUUUUUUUAUUUCUAUUGGUGGAUUAGCUGUUUUGGAUGAGCUUCUUGUCAAACUGAUACAUGGUUCAUCUGGAAACAAUAUAAAUUUAAAACUUGCGGUAGUGGUGACAAAAACUUUGGAUGCCUGUAUUGCUGAUAACUCUGCAGUUGGCAUUCAUUUACCAAGGUAUAACAUUGUACCUAAUCUACUGAAACUGCUUUCUUACAACAUUUUGGAUUCAGGAGAACAAUUCAGCAUUAUACUUACUCUUGGACAUUGUACAGAAGUCUGUGAGGAAAAUCAAUAUACUCUGGUUAAGAACAAUGGCCUCCCACUUAUGAUUCAAGCACUGACUGAAACGCAGGAUGAAGAAUUAAAUAAAGCUGCUACCUUUGUGUUGCAAAACUGCAAACAGAUUACUGAAAAAUUGUCAGUGAAGACGAGUCAGGAUUCAUUCCAAGUGGAUGAAGGAAGAAAUUUGGAAGUAGAUUUGCAGCACAAAGAAAAGAUUCUUGAAGAUUAUUGGAAUGAAGCAAAAGAAAUUUUAUACAGAAUCAAAGGCCUUGAAAAUGAGCAUCAAGAGGAAGAUGUCAGAAGAGAAAUAUUAAGUGAUGAUGAUAUCCCUCAAAAAAAGUUUCUGCAGGCUAUGACCAAACAUCUUCAAACAGAUUCCAGCAAGCAGCCCUCUGAUAAUGGCAAAAUAUAUUCAGAAGUGAAACAUCCGCUACAAAAUUUUAUUUCUAAUGUGCAGAAUACUUCUAAAUUUGAAAAUAGUUCUUCCAGUAUAGAACAACUGAAGUCUGCCAAUAGGAAUUCAACUGAUGCUUUACUCACUCAAAAUGAUAAUAACCUUCGUGCAACUGAAAAAAUGACAACAUCCAGCAUAAAUGAAGCCUACAUUACAAAUAAAAGCAGUUUUCAUGAUUUUAGAAAAAGUGAUGCUCAAGCAAGUGAAUACUUUUUUAAGAAGCCAGAUUUUGUAAUAAAAAGCCCAACCCAAAAGAUUCAAAGUACAGGUUGUAGAACAGGAGGACUUUCCUUAAACAGCCGAAAUUUUAGCAAGACUUUGCAGUCUUGUCAAUAUCUAUGUGAACAACACAAAAUUAUUCUAGAAUCUGAGAUGCAAUAUAAAAGGAAGUUGAAAAGAUCUAUUAUCUCUAACAAGAAUACUUCUACAUAUAAUAAUGGAAAUCUUCAGUGGGAUGCAUAUUCAAAGAACCAAGCAAUGAAACAGAAUUAUAAUCUUCAAGACCAGGACCUGAGUGAAAACCAUCCAUUUGAAGAUGAGAAUACUGAUACUCAUCGGUCAAAUAGGCCUGCAACAACUUUUAAAAAAAAGAGACGGAGAAUCAGGAAAGAUUUUACAUCAGAAGAAAUAAAAUAUCUUUUGGAAGGUGUUAGGAAAAUGGGGCAUCAUUGGAAUUCAAUUUUAUGGGCCUACCCAUUUCAGCAAGGACGGACGAAUGUUGAUCUUGCUAAGAAAUACUGCAAGUUACAGUGGAAUCAGAUUAUCCUCUUGCAUUUCCGAGAGGGCUAUGCAACUGCCAUGCUUGUGACUUUUUAG